Micropterus salmoides (largemouth bass) is the source of this 1290-nucleotide messenger RNA. RefSeq lists its product as uncharacterized. Gene Ontology annotation, molecular function: nucleic acid binding. The transcript has 4 exons. The record is from RefSeq and is a predicted model, not a curated record. Lineage: Eukaryota; Metazoa; Chordata; Actinopteri; Centrarchiformes; Centrarchidae. Gene Ontology annotation, biological process: DNA integration. Bases 1 to 1290 code for a protein of 429 amino acids.
AUGAUAGUGGCUCCGAAGCUGCUGCUCCUGAGGUCACUCAUCCAAGCCUUCAUCACCUCCCAUUUGGACCACUGCAAUAGUGUCCUGUAUGGGUACCUACUGGACCUUCUCCACUCCUACAACCCCUCACGGAACCUGCGGUCCACCGACAAGGGCUUGCUCUCUAUCCCCCACACCAGACUGCGGAGUUUUGGGGACAGAGCCUUCAGCGUUGCAACCCCCACCCUCUGGAACUACAUCCCCACAGAGAUCCAAAAUGCUCCCUCUCUGGACACCUUCAAAAACCUCCUAAAAACCCACCUCUUCACAAAGCUUCGUGGGAAAAGAGAGAAGCAAAAGAUGUCAGAUCUCCCGCAAGAGCGACUAAGCACCUCACCUCCCUUUACCUACACAGGUGUGGAUGUUUUCGGUCCUUGGGUCAUGACAGCCAGGCGCACAAGAGGAGGCAUGGCUCAGAGUAAGCGCUGGGCUGUUCUCUUCACUUGCAUGAACACAUGUGCAAUCCACAUAGAAGUGAUUGAGUCCUUAGACACCUCUUCGUUCAUCAGCUCCUUAAGAAGAUUCUUUGCAAUCCGCAGCCCUUCUGAACAUCUACACUCAGACUGUGGGACCAAUUUUGUGGGUGCUUGCAAAGAGUUGGAGUUCCAGAAAAUUUUGACAGAGUCAGAAGUCCAGAGGUACACCAACAACCAAGGUUGUACAUGGCAUUUCAACCCACCUCACUCCUUGCUCAUAGGUGGUGCGUGGGAGCGCAUGAUAGGAGUUGCAAGGAGAAUUUUAGACUCAAUGCUGAUGCGCACUCCCUCCUCCAGUUUGUCCCAUGAAGUCCUGUGCACCCUAAUGGCAGAGGUGACGGCCAUCAUCAACUCCAGACCUCUAGUUUCCGUCUCUUCAGAUCCAGAUGUCCCUCAAAUACUUACCCCAGCAAUGCUCCUCACUCAGAAGCAGAGUGUUCCACCUCCUCCAGGGACGUUCACUGAGAAGGACCUGUAUAAGCAACAGUGGCGCCAAGUGCAGAGAGUGGCCGACCAAUUCUGGAAUCAUUGGAAACGCGAAUACCUGCAGACACUACAACUUCGUUGCAAAUGGCAAGAGUCCAGCCCCAACGUCGAAAAGGGUGACGUUGUCUUGAUGAAGGAUGAUUGUACAUGUCGGAACGAUUGGCCCAUGGCUCUUGUGACGAACACCUUCCCAGGCGGUGAUGGAAAGGUCCGCAAGAUCGAGAUCCGGGUCGUCAAGGAGUGGACAAGGCGUUCCUCAGGCCUGUUACAGAAGUUGUUACGCUUCUAA